GGGUCAUGUGUGAGAGACAACCACACAUUCAUGUUUCUCUUCCUCUCUUCUUCUCUUCCCCUCUCUAAAAAUAAAUAAAAUCUGAAAAAAUAAAUUAAAAAGUGAACAUGGGAGCGAAUGAAGAGCAUGGGCAUUGGGUAGUUAUCCAAAUAAGAGAUGAGGGUAGGGGCUAUAGAGAGGGAGAGAGUGGGAAGGGUCCAGAUUGCAGAGAAUGUGGAGUGAGGUUGUCAAUUUGGGAAGUUGAGAGAGUCUCAGGUGUUUGUAAAUUGGCCCUUCCCUAGCUUCUGUACUUUGUCUUGCCAGUUCCAACCUGGACCUUGCCAGGCCAAGCACCCUCAGCAUAGCCCCCACUGAGGUCGAGGACUUAACGGCACUCUGCAUGUCGGGCCUAUGCCAGCAGUGUUCACUGUCUAAUCCAAAACUGGGAAAGGCUUGAAAGCUUCAGAGAGAGCUGCUGGAGGGACACACAAAAGCCCUUUGUCCAGGCACCAGGGUGGUUCCCUGGAGGAAUGCUCUGGAGGCUGACCCCUCCCUGAAGGGCUUGGGGUGGGGUGGGGGUCCUCACCCAGAGCUGGUAUCCCUAUCAGCAGGAAGAACUACUUUGGGCCAAGGUUAGAUGGGGCCCCAGAAGUCUCCCCUGUAAGGAAGCAGCCCAGAAUUGUGGGGCACCAGGGCACACCCUCUGGAGAUUCCAGGGUCUUCUCACCACCCCAAUGGGGGAAUGGUUAUUCCUGAUCACAGAGGCUGUGUUUGCAGUAACUUAAUAAAUUGUAAAUUCAGAGGCAGCUCUCAAAACAGUCUUAGUCACCCCCACCACCAAGUGCUGGCAACUGUAGAGAUGGACCACCACAGAGAGGGGAACCUCCGGGGUGUGCCUGAGGUCCAGCUCUCCCAAACACAUAGAGGAAAGCUGGCAUUAUUCACUUAACACAAAUUUCCUCCUUGGGGACAUUGAGAGAUCUUUUCUCCACUGUAAGGAUGAAGCCGAUACUGAUGACAAGUGGUGUCAGUGCUCCAGGCAAAUUCCUGAGGCUCUCACCAAUCCCAGCAUUACACAGCACUGUGGGACAGCCUGGAGGGUGGGCCAGGCCUGGCGAGGAACUUUGAUGGCUCUUCCUUCUCCUCCUGCACUGCACUGGAAAGGGGCAGGAGGGCCUCAGGCAGCAGUCUCAGCCCCGCCCCCCUUCCCACCACUGCCUGUGUUCUCCCUCCUACCCUCCAAGCCUGUUUCUCCACCUAGAUCUUCAGUUUGGGGCCCAGUGAGAAAACAGAAAGACACAGGGGUAAGGCAGUGCUGCAAGGAUCUGGCCUCUCAAAGGCUGACGGGAACUCCAAUCAGUCUUCUGGGAGGGAGCCUCACUAUCAUCAGGCCAUGGCUAUGGCAGGCCCGCGGCACCCGGUGUCAGUACACGCAACAGCGCUGGUGCAGACAGAGAGGCUCCAACAGACAUUUGCCUUCUCUGUGCGCUGGUCAGACAACAGCAACACCUUCGUGCAAAGGAGCUGUGACGAGUUCAGGAGGCUUCACAAAACCCUCAAGGAGACCUUCCCGGUGGAGGCAGGCCUACUGCGGAGAUCCGACCGAGUUCUCCCCAAGCUUCCGGACGUAUCUGCAUUGCUGUUGGCACGUGGGGGGCGCACAGGCCGCAGCCUGGCACACCUGCGGUUGCUGGAGACCUAUUUGCAGAUGCUGCUGAUGGUAGAGCGUGUGUCUAGGGGACCAGCACUCACCAGCUUUUUUGAGCCGCGGCCUCAGGACCUGGAGCCUUCACUGCCACCUGGCAGCCUGGUGAUCUUGACUGUCCGGGAAGAGCCCCUCCCCUGCCCUGCCGGAAGCCUUGCCAUUGGCAGCAUGGUGACUUUGAGACUGCAUUCCCUGAAACCCUUUAGCACCCAUGACACAAGGGGCCAACCCUUUCUUGUUCGAGCCCAGGAGGGACUAGAAGUGCUGUUGCGACACCCCUCAGGCUGGUGGCUGGUAGCUAACGAAGACCAGCAGAUAGCAUGGUUUCCUGCUCCCUACUUGGAGGUGGCAGCCCUGGGCCAGAGACAAGAUGGGGGACAGCCCCUACAGGGUAGUGGGUCCCAGUUCUUUGUUUCCCGAGCCUAUGAUGGCAGCCAAGUGGACGAGCUGUCAGUGCCUGCAGGGGCAAGAGUGCAAGUGCUGGAAAUGUCAGACCGAGGCUGGUGGCUGUGCAGGUUCAGUGGACGCACAGGUCUUCUCCCCUCUGUGCUACUGCAGCCAGAUGGGCUAGGCUUGCUCCUGAACAGACCAGGACUCCACUCCGGGGCAGAGAGUAGGGAAGACAGGGUAGGGGAGGUCCAAUACUCCCCUCAGUAUCCCCAGGCUGUGACCCUUCCCCCUGCUGUGCCCACCCGCCCCCUGCAGAGUGCCAUUCAGAGGUGCUGCUGCACCAUUACCCGUAAUGCACUGGGGUGGGACCCACAGGGUCAGGGACCUCCUUGAGGGUGUGUGGAACUACAUGGAGGUUCCAGACCUCCAUGGAACUCCUGGAUUCCCCAGGGUAACUGACAGCAGCCACACCACCCUCAGGGCAGGGGAGGUGCAUUUGAGGUUGGGAAUCCCUGGCUGGCAGGGCCAGGGCGCUAUACUCUCCCAUUUCCUUUGAGUAAAGUUAUUCUGAUGAACCCA
Molecule: messenger RNA, 2653 nt
Organism: Phyllostomus discolor (pale spear-nosed bat)
Lineage: Eukaryota; Metazoa; Chordata; Mammalia; Chiroptera; Phyllostomidae
Gene: NOXO1
Product: NADPH oxidase organizer 1
Exons: 8
Coding region: 1373-2467 (364 amino acids)
Biological process (GO): superoxide anion generation
Molecular function (GO): phosphatidylinositol binding; protein binding; superoxide-generating NADPH oxidase activator activity
Source: RefSeq, a predicted model, not a curated record